AUGUCGGAAGAAGCCUCCAGUCCUCCUACCAAAUUGCCUCGCCCUGUUAUUACCUGGAAGAAGUCCUUCAGCGACUGGAUCAACCAUGCCUGGCGUGGCAACUACUCAGAUGAACUUGUAGAAAGCAGGUUGCUUUCUAUACUUCCGUUUUUCCCUGAAUCAGACGGAACCAGGACUGCCAAGUUGAUCAACACCGACGUGGGAGACGGCAAGUACAUCCAUGAGCUCUUCAUUGAGAACAAAAACCCACCCAAUGAACAGUCUCCAAAGAACUUAGACGUAGUUCUUGUCCACGGGUACGCUGCAUCGCUUGGGCUUUUCAUCGACAACUUUGACUCGUUGUCGUCGAUUCCCGGAAUCAGAAUCCAUGCCAUCGACUUGCCAGGUUUCGGGUUCUCGUCCAGAACCAAAUUUCCAAAUUACUCCAAUUCCAAGGAAGAUAUCCUCAAGACCGAAGACUGGUUCAUAGACGGGAUUGAAGAAUGGAGGAAAAAGCGGAAAAUUAACAACUUCACGUUGUUGGGUCACUCGUUCGGUGGCUACUUAAGUUGUGCCUACACCUUGAAGUACAACAAGAACAACUUGAUCGAUAAAUUGGUUUUGAUAAGCCCUUGCGGUGUCGAGAGGAACAGAUAUUCUUUGCUCAAGAACAACCCUGCGCCAGGUGCAGACGACCAAGAUGUACAACUGCAAAAUGAAGCUGGCAUUGAACAACUUCCCGCAGGAGAACAAUCAAGAACGGGCCGGAUUUUCCAGUCCUUAUGGAACAGCGACGUUUCGAUCUUUUCGUUUGUCCGUAAUGCUGGACCUAUGAAAUCUAAAAUGAUGGGUGGGUGGACCACCUCCAGAUUUGGUCAUUUAUACUACCAAGACCCAAAGCACUUCCAGUACUUCCAUGACUACAUUUAUAGAGUGUUCAACGGAAAAGGUUCGGGUGAAUAUGCCUUGACUCGUGUCUAUGCAUUCUGGGCACUUGCAAGAUUGCCAUUGUUAGACAGGUGUCCUGAAAAGUUUGUGAACAUGAACUUGCCUACUCUUUGGUUGUAUGGAGAUCGUGACUGGAUGGAUUCCCAUGCUGGAUUGAGAAUGAAAGAAGAAAUUAAUGUGCUUUCUCAGAAAAGGUACAACAAAGAUUUAGCAUCCUAUGGUAUUAUUUCCCAUGCUGGUCAUCACCUUUAUCUUGACAACCCUACGGGCUUCAAUAAGCAAUUGUUCAAUUUCCUUAGAGCCCCCACACUGUAA
Messenger RNA from Suhomyces tanzawaensis NRRL Y-17324, 1242 nucleotides. RefSeq lists its product as uncharacterized. Gene Ontology annotation, cellular component: mitochondrial inner membrane. Gene Ontology annotation, biological process: cardiolipin acyl-chain remodeling. The transcript has 2 exons. Gene Ontology annotation, molecular function: A2-type glycerophospholipase activity. Bases 1 to 1242 code for a protein of 413 amino acids. The record is from RefSeq and is a predicted model, not a curated record. NCBI's taxonomy places the organism in Eukaryota, Fungi, Ascomycota, Pichiomycetes, Serinales, Debaryomycetaceae.